Messenger RNA from Eimeria tenella, 1092 nucleotides. Its product is annotated as DNA repair protein recA, putative. Lineage: Eukaryota; Apicomplexa; Conoidasida; Eucoccidiorida; Eimeriidae. Gene Ontology annotation, cellular component: Rad51C-XRCC3 complex; replication fork. Gene Ontology annotation, molecular function: ATP-dependent DNA damage sensor activity; four-way junction DNA binding; ATP binding. The transcript has a single exon. Gene Ontology annotation, biological process: telomere maintenance via recombination; resolution of mitotic recombination intermediates; double-strand break repair via synthesis-dependent strand annealing. The record is from RefSeq and is a predicted model, not a curated record. Bases 1 to 1092 code for a protein of 363 amino acids.
AUGUUGGGGGAAGUUUGUGGAGCAGCAGGAAGUGGCAAGACGCAGUUUGUGUUGUCAGUUGCUGCUGAGUGCGUGCUGCAGCAGCACCUGCUGCAGCAGCAGCGCCAGCAGCUGCUCCACUGCAGCAGCAGCAGCGGCAGCGGGGUGGUCUACUACCUGCACUCGGAGGGGUCUUUCCCUGCCGGGCGCCUUGGGGAGCUGCUGCUGGAGCGGCUGCUGCGUCGCUCUGCAGCGAGCAGCAGCAGCAGCAGCAGCAGCAGCACAGCAGCAGCAGCAGCAACAGCAGCAAAUCUGCUGCAGCAGAUCCUGGUAGAGGAGAUAAGCUGCGAAGAAGAACUUGUCCCCUGUCUCCUUUAUAAGCUGCCAAGAUUAAUUGCUGCUAAGGGCCGCGUGUGUCUGCUGGUAGUUGAUUCUGUUGCUGCGCUGCUGAAGCAAGGAGAAGCAGCAGCAGCAGCAGCAGCAGCUCGCAACAGCAAGCUCGUCAGGCUUGCUGCGCUGCUUCGCAGAGUUGCUGCUGAACACAGCUGCUGCUGCCUCGUCGUCAACCACGUAACAGCAAGAAUAGUUCCCAGUUCUGCAGCUACUGCUGCAGCAGCUGCUGUUGCUGCUGCUGGGCCACGCUGGCAGCAGCAGCAGCAGCAAAUAGACUUCGAGACAGAGGAUGCUAAGAGGCGUCGGCUGGGUGACCCACAGCAGCAGCAGCGGCCGCUGAUGCUGCAGCAGCAGCACGACUGGCCGCCAGCUGCAAACAUGGCAGCAACAGCAUCAGCAGCAGCAGCAGCAGCACGAGCUGCUGCAGCAGCAGCAGACCCCCCGGGGGACCUGCGCGCUGCGCUGGGGGAGGUGUGGGGCAGCUGUCUCCAUUACCGUCUCUUUUUGUCUCGAAUAUUCCCGCGCUGCAGCAGCGCAGACGCUGCUGCUGCGGAGGACUUUGCUGCUGCUGCUGCUGCUGCAGGCCCCAAGCAGCAGCAGCAGCAGCAGGUGUACGGACAGCUGGAGCGCAUGCGCUGCAUGCACGUCUUGUUCGCCCCACACCUGCCCCCCUCAGCAACUCCUUUUGCCGUCACAGAGGCGGGAGUUGUUGAUGCCUAG